This is a messenger RNA of Octopus sinensis (East Asian common octopus), 1594 nucleotides long. Its product is annotated as protocadherin-9-like. The transcript has 2 exons. Bases 18 to 1487 code for a protein of 489 amino acids. The record is from RefSeq and is a predicted model, not a curated record. Lineage: Eukaryota; Metazoa; Mollusca; Cephalopoda; Octopoda; Octopodidae. Gene Ontology annotation, cellular component: plasma membrane. Gene Ontology annotation, biological process: homophilic cell-cell adhesion. Gene Ontology annotation, molecular function: calcium ion binding.
CAAAGAAUAUUCUCAAGAUGUAUGUGGAGGCGAAAGAUGGAGGGAAUCCUUCUUUAAAUUCCUUUGCCAUUGUACGAGUGAAUAUUCUCAAUGAAAAGAACCAUCCUCCCAAAAUAGGGAUCAAUUUUGUGUCUGAAUUGAAGAAGGACACUGCAGCGAUUUACGAAGGAACUAAAGUGGGCAGUUUUCUUGCUUAUGUGAAUGUGGUGGACAAUGAUUUUGGAGCGAAUGGAGAAGUGAGUUGUAAAUUAGAACAUGAUAAAGUUGUCCUCUCACAUUUAGGAUCAAAGGAAUACAAGAUUACUCUGAAGAAACCACUUGACAGAGAAACAUUAGACCAUUUCAACAUGAGAAUUGUGUGUGAAGACAAUGGAAGCCCUGCUUUAAAGACGGAGAGAAAGAUCUCAAUCCAAGUAAUGGAUGUGAAUGAUGUGCAACCGCAAUUUACCAAAGAUACAUUCCACUUCCUCACCUAUGAGAAUGGUAAAGCAAACUUUCCUAUAGGUUUUAUCAAUGCCACUGACCCAGACCUGGCAAGUGCUGGUCAACUGACGUUCUCACUGUUGAGUAAAGACAGAAAUAACAUACCGUUCCAGGUGAGUGAUUAUGGUUUUAUUACCAGCAACAUACCAUUGGACAGAGAAGAAGAAGACAUGUAUAAGUUUGAGGUUUUUGUCAAAGACAAUGGUAAACCGUCGUUGAAUAACACAGCGAAUGUUGUUGUUGAGGUUUUAGACAGAAACGACAAUAAUCCGUAUUUCAUCUACCCUACAACUGACCCUUUCCAUAUCAAUGUCCACUACCACCCGCAAAGUACCAAUGCCAUCACUGUGAUUAGAGCGUCUGACAGAGACAGUCAUUUAAAUGCGUUCCUCAAAUAUGGAAUACUUGACGGUAACAAUAAACGCUUGUUUACACUCAACUCUUUAACUGGUCAAAUGUCUUUCUCGCGUGCACCUCAUCUCAACGAUGCUGGCUCAUACGCACUGGUGCUUGUGGUCAAGGAUUCUGGAAGCCCAGUGUUGUCAGCCACAACUACUGUGUCUUUGUCAUUAAGGGUCACUAACAAGACAUCAGCACCGAUGCCGACUGUCCACUUAGAGAAGAACAGAACACUGGACGUACCAUUAUUGAUUAUCCUUGUAGUAGCAGCUGUAAUAGUAGCUGUGGUGAUUGUAGUGUCGAUCACACUGUGUAUUGUGAAAUGUAGCAGUGGUCAGUCUCGCUCUGCCAAGAGCACUAGGAAAGGUGUUAAUAGGUCAGCUAUAUGUAACAGAAUUGAUCAACCUUUACCGUGUCAGAGCAGCAGUAUUCCUGGUACCCCAGUGAGGUACUCUUCAGAGAUGAAUAAUAGAAACAUGCCAUUUGUGGAAUGUAAGGAAGAUUUCUACCCGCAGUAUGAGUCUCAGAUUGAUUGGUCAAACGUGGGUACCCUGGAGAAGAGUCCACCCAAUACAAUAUUGUUACCAACAAGAAUUAAGAAAUAGACCCACAUCACUGCCAGAAAAACAAAUAUUAUUACACAAAUAGACUUGAGAAUAUUCUGUCAAGAUCUUACCAUUCUGGAACAUUCCAUGAACACACACACAUGCAC